This is a messenger RNA of Paramecium pentaurelia, 7505 nucleotides long. The record is from the annotation of a GenBank genome assembly. NCBI's taxonomy places the organism in Eukaryota, Ciliophora, Oligohymenophorea, Peniculida, Parameciidae.
AUGAAAUACCUUUCACUCAUAAUUUUUGAAUAUUUGAAAAGCAAAUACUAAAAUGUGACAACCAAGUAGAUUAAGUACAAAUACCAUGUAAAUAAGAGUACAUAUCACAGUUAGAAAUGGAACAAGGGGAAUGUAUUAACAUGCUCAAUAAAAGUGACAACAAAGUAAAAAGUACAUUGAUCAAUUUUACAAUCCUGAGCCUAUUUUUCAAGUAAUUUGAGAGAAUUGGUGUUGUUAUUUAUUUCAUAGUUAUGAUUCUUCAUUAUGCAGUUUUUGGAGCAACCGAAGAAGAUCUUGUUGUUUAUGUAGUACCUCUAACCAUGCACUUUGUCUUAUAAAUAUCAAAAGCACUAUAUUUUGAUUAUAUAAAGAGAACAUAAGAUGAUAUAGUUAAUAAUAGAAGAGUAACACGCUUUCGUAAACUUAGAAAAGAAAAACCAAAAUACCUUGUAACAUAAUAAUAACAGCAGUAAUCUUCAUUUAAAAAACCCAAAAUAUCAUUAUAUGAAAAUUGUUUUUGGGGAUGUGUUGAAUAAGGAGAUGUUAUAUAUUUAAAGCGUAAUGAAGUAUGUCCAGCUGAUAUGCUUUUAAUUGAUGUUUCAGAUGAGAUUCUAUAAGUACAAACAUAGAAUUUUUAAGGAGUAACAUUAGAUUAAACAAGAUAACCAACAUAAUUAACUAUGUUAAAAAAUGGGAGAAAUAGAAUACAAGGAUUUGAUUACAAGAAGUUACUGACUGGAUCAAUUUAAUAUAAUAUUACUGAAUCAUAAAUAAAUGGAUUUAUAAAAUUAAAAAAGGAUCCUAAAGGGGAAUAUUUUGAUAAUAAAAACAUUAUUUUUAGAGAAGAACAAAUAAGAACUUGUUAAUAUGUAAUUGGAAUAGUAUUAUAAACAGGAAAUAAUUGUUUUUGUUAUUUAAACAUGAAGAAAUCUGAAAAGAAAUCAUUUUUUGUUUAAAAGUCUAGUAUGUUUUUUGCCUUAACUCUUGGAAUUUCUUUAAUAGUUUCUAUGAUUAGUUGGUUUUUAGCAUCAUUUGCUGCUUGUUUACCAUAUAAUUAAGCUGAUUUCAAUACUCCUACUCUAAUAUUUUAUCUAUUAUAAUAUUUAAAAACAACUCCAAUAUAUUUUUAUAAUUGUAUAGAUUUAAUAGAAGUUAUAAAUGCACACAUAAAAUAUACAAAAUAUACAGGUUAUAAGAGUACUAAUAUAGAUUAUUUACAACUUAAUCCUGUGUCUGUAGGAGAUAUGGUAAUGACUGAAUUUGUAUGUUUUGAUAAGACAGGUACAAUUACUAAUGGAGAAUAGAGAAUUCAUGCUAUUAUAGUUGAAGACACUAUGUAUAAAUUUAAUCAUAAUAAUAUGAUAAAGAAUCAGUGGAAUACAUUUAAAGAUCAUUUAUAAAAUUAAAUAAAAAAUGAUCCAAAUUUUUAAAUUGAAGAAAUAGAUGAAUAAGAUAUAGAUGUACAAUCAAAGAAAGUUAGACAUACAGGAAUAUUUAAAUUAACAUUAUAACAUUGGAAUUCUAAAAAGAUGUCUAGCUGUGAUUUUAAUAAAUAAGAAUUAGCAUCAAGUAGAAGUAUAGCAAAUCCAUUAGAUGAUGUAGAUGUAGAAAUAGAAAAUAUGAGAAUAGAAGAUUUUGAUGAUACUCAUUAUAAAGUAACACCUGAAUUGUGUAAUACAAAACCAAAACCUUUUUUUAAUAAAAAACCUAUAGUAACAGCACCUGUAUAAAUGGUUAGUGUAAGUUAAGGAGGAUUAAGUUAAUCUUAAGAAGAGGAAUUAUUAAUUAAAUAACAAUCUUGUAAGGAAGAACAGAGAUCUUUUGAUAAUAAUAGAUCAAUGAGAAGUAAGAAAUUUUUAGAACAUUCUUAAUCUGAUAUGAAAAGAUAAUAUAGUGCAAAAAGAUCAUUUUAAUUGGACAAAGCAAUAGAAGAGGAAGUUGAAAUAAUUUAUCAUGGAGAAAAUGAAUUUUAUAAGUAUCUUAUUCAUGGAUAGAAUAAAUUAUUAUAUUAGGAAUCUUUAUUAUCUCUUUUACUUUGUUAAGAAAUAGUAUCUAGAUAUUCUCCAAGUGAAGAUUAAUUUAUGCAUGAUUCAUCAUCAUAUUCAUUUGAUUAAGAAGUAUUGAGAUUUGUAGGUCUACUAGAUAUAAAGUUUUUAUGUUGUAAUGAAUAUAAUGGGAAAGUUGUAUAUAUUGUAGAUUUUUUUGGAGAAGUAAUGGAAUUUUAAGUUAUGGCAAUAUAUCAUAAUGGAAAUAAUCAAUUAGGAAUAUUAUUACUUUAUCCAGAUAAAUUAUAAGAGAAAUUUAUGUUAAUUAAUGAACAUGAUCCUAUGGAAAGCCUUUAAUAUAUAUUUAUAAUGAGAGAAGAAACAAAUUAAUUGCCUGUAAAUAUUGAUGUAGAUAAAUCCAGUAGAGAAUAUUGGGAUAAAGUAUUUUUAAAGUUACAUAUGAGUGGAAUGAGAUCAGUCAUCUAUUCAAAAGUUUAUUUAAAAGAGAAAGAUGCUAGUAUUUUUAUGUCAAGAUUUUAAGGUGAAGAAGGUAUGUAAGCAUUUCAAUCAAUUUCAAAAGAUAUGUAAAUUGUACAAGUCAUUGGUGUCAAAGAAUAAAUUAGAAAAGAUACUAAAAUGUUAAUAAAUUAAAUGAAAUCUGCUGAACUUAGUUUAUAUCUUUUAAGUGGAGAUGAAUUAACAAGAGUCUUACCAAUUGCAUUUAAAUCUAAAAUACUUAAUCAAUAUGAUACUCUAUUAUAUUUAGAUAAUGAUAAUGCUAGAGUAGUUAUGAAAAAUCAUUUGACUAUUCUUUCAUAAUCCUUAAAAUUAGAAGAAUCUUGGGGUUCAAAACCAAUGAGAAUGAGUACUCUUGAUAGACAUCAUAGAACAUUAACUAUGGAAGAAAAAUAAGCAACUUAUCCAGAAGUUAAAUCUUAUAGUAUCAUAUUGAGUGGAGAAUAUUUCAAUACUAUUUUAUAGGAUAGUUAUUUAUUGAGUCAUUUCUAAUUUCUUCUUUAUUUUAGCAACUCUUUAAUUGCUUAUAAAAUGGAUUAAAAAUAAAAGGCUACUAUAAUUUAAAUCAUAUAGACUUAAUUUAUAGGUAAUAAAAGAGUUUUAGCUGUUGGUGAUUCAUAUAAUGAUAAUUAUAUGUUUUGUUAAUCAAAUAUAGGAAUAUAAUAUUGUCAUUAUCCAAUUUAAAUUCAAUAAUAUUAAAGAGGAAGUACUAAAUUAAAACUAAAUCGUAAAGUUACUUCAAAUAAAUCAUUAGAUAAUCCUUUAAAUAGAAAAUUUAUAUAAAAUGAAAUGUGGGUUAUUCCUACAUCAGAUAUUUGCCUAAAAGAUUAUCUAGAUUUAAGUGGUUUAAUGUUCUUUGAAAGUAGAAUUUUUGCUGAAGUUUAUGAUGAUUUAUUAGUCUUUUCUUUUUAUAGAUCCUUACUUAUAAUUUACAUUUUAUUUUUUUUAUAUGCAACCUAUUGUAGUUAGAAUUAAACUAUAUUUACUGGGGCUUGGUUGACUGUUUAUUAGAGUAUUUUACUAUUCAUUUAAUAAAUAGUGAGUCUAAAAUCAAAAUUAGAUAGAUAAUAUGAUAAGGAUUCAAUUACUUAUAUUGAAUAAUUCAAACAUAAUAUCAAAAUUUUCAAAAAAAAGAAAGUUUUGUCAUUUAUUUUAAAAAUAAAUGGAAAUGCUAUGUUAGAUGCUGCAUUAUUCUAUUAAUCAUUAUAAAUUAUAGAUGACAUUUAAUUUGAAACCUUUAAAUAAAUGGUAUUAAUAUUAUUGAUCUUAAGUGAUAUUGUAAAAUUAGUAGUAUCUACAAAUUAUACCAAAUAUACUUGGAUAACUUUUAUUACUACUUAUUUAAUAUGUUGGUUAAUGACUUCAAUUUUAUCUGCUUAUUUUUAAAAUAUGGAAAGUUUUUUAGAAUUGUUUACUGUAUCUUCUACAUGGUUGGCUUUCAUAUUUUAUGGUUUUACUUAAUUUUGUUUAAGUAGUAUAAUUGAAUAUAUUGAACCAUUAUUUUGUUCAUCUCUUAUUGAUAAGAGUUAAUUUGAAGAAGUAUAGAAUUAUUUAUUAAAAUCUUAAAAAAAUGGAGCAAAGAGAUAUCACAAUCUUAUAAAAAGAUUUGCAUAAUUGGCUGGUAAAGUAUUUAAGAAGAAUAAAGAUGAAAUGGAUAUAUCUAUUUAAGAUAUUAUAUGUGAAUUAAAAGUUAAUUAAGAUAGAAUUAAUAAAUUUACAUUGAGAUUUUUAAAUAAAGAUACAGAAAUGAAAUUUAAAAGAUUAUCAAAAUUAAUUUGGAUUAAAUUUGAAAGAAUUAAAUUAGGAUUAUCUCUAAUAUUUUUAGAAGUAUUUGCUUUAAUGAUUUAUUCAUUAACAUAUGAACAUGAAAUUCAAUCAUAAACAUAUUUUAUAAUUUAUAUUCUAAGUAUAAGCAGUUAAGUAAUAAUACAAUUAAUAAUCUGUUCAGGAAUUUAUUUGAAACAUUUUUUUUAAAUAAAUCUAAUUAUUGCAAGUAUUAGAUUGCUUACAAAAAUGAUUUCAGAUUUUGAAUAAUAAGGAACUUAUAAUAUCCUAUUAAGUUAAUGUUAUAUAUUAAUUAUUAUAUUUUCAAGAUUACAUAUUCCAUUAUUAAAUUUUAUUAUAGCUACUUUGUCUAUUGUAGGAUUUAUAAGAAAGUUUAGUUUAGGAACUGAUUACUAUAAUAUUAUUAAUGGUGAUUUAAUUGUUUUAGUUACAUUGAUAUUAUUUAUAUCUUUACAAUAUAAAUUACAUAUGAUGGAGAAGUAAGAUUUUUUAUUGGCAGCUACUCUUAAUUAAGAAACAACUUCUAUGACUAAUGUAUUAUCAAUUUUAUUACCUAAAUUUAUAAGAGAUAGAAUUAAUGCAAGUAUUUUUAUAAUUAUAUUUUAAUUAUAGAGGGAGUAUUUGAAAUAUAGGAAAAUUAGGGUGAAGUUUCAAUUUUAUUUUGUGAUAUCUGUGGAUUUGAUGAUUUGAUUGCUGUAGAAAAAGAAAAUAUUGUUAAUUUAUUAGAUAGUUUAUUUAGAGGAUUUGAUGGUUUAUGUGUAUCAAAUGGUAUGUAAAAAAUAGAAACUGUUGGUAAAACAUUUAUGGCAGCUGGAGGUUUAAAAGCUGUUGAUUAAGGAACUAAAUUCAUUAAUCAAAGUGCAGUAAAGAGAGUAUAAAUAUAUAUAUAUAUAAUAAUAUAGGCUGUUUAAUUAUCAUUAGAAAUGAUGGAAUAUGCCAAAAAAUUUAAAUUUGGAUAAUCUGGAAAUGUUAAAAUUAAAAUUGGAGUUCAUUAUGGUCGUGUUAUUGCUGGUGUGAUAGGUCAUCAUAAACCGUAAUUUUCAUUAAUAGGUGAUACUGUCAAUACAACAAGUAGAGUAUGUUCUACUGGUUAAGAUGGAGAAAUCACUCUAUCUAAUGAAGCUUAUAUGGAACUUAAUAUGCCAGAUCUUUAAUUUAACUAACUUAAAGUAAAUGCAAAAGGAAAAGGAGAAUUGAUUACUUGGUAAAUUGUAACCUCCAUCAAACGUAAUACUGAUAAAAAAGUAAGAAAAAAGAAAGGACUUGUUCCAAAAUUUGAUUCUUCUUAAUCAGAUUUACCAACAUUAACUAAAUUAGAUCCUGUCACUCCUAAAACUGAUUUAAGAUAAUUAAAAGUUCCUUAAUAAAUUAAAUAAUUUGAUAUAUAUCCUAGAGAGUCAAAUGGAAAAAUUGAAAAAGAAUAAAAUUUAGAGAAUAAUACAACUAGUUUUAGUUUACUUAAAGAUUCUUUGUAAUCUAAAGACAUUUAACCUUUAAGAAAAAGAGGUUAAAGAGGUCCUACAUUAAUUAUGAAGGCUUAAGAUGGAUAAAAAAUUGCAGGUGCCUUAUAAUUAUAGCACUCUGGUAGUCAAAACAAUAUAUAAAAUUAAAGUAACAGAAAUUUGCCUCCAAUUGUUGUUUAUUAAGCUGAAGAGAGUAUUCAUUCUAAUAAUUUAAAAGAUGAAUCAUUUUUUGAGAAAAAUUAAACAAACCUUUUACAUGAUUUAUCUUAAAAAUUAAGAAGGGAUUUGUAUAUAGAAAUAUUAGAUGAAGCACCUGAUUAUGAAAUUGAAUUAGAGAAAAUAUAAUUUGAUGAAGAUGAAUAAUUUAAAAGUGAAGAUUUACAAUUAGAAAGGAGUAAAUUUUAUCUUGAUUUUAAAAAUAGUUAAAAAGAAUUAGCUUAAGAAUUUAUGGAUUAAAAAGAAGGUAUUAAUAUAAUAUUUAUGCUUUCUCUACAUUUCAUAUAAUUUAUAUCAAAAACAAUUACACUUUUGUAUUUAUAAGAUUAAUAGAAUUGGGUUGCAGUUUUUGUAAUUCGUUUUAUAGCAUCAAUCUUAUUACUGAUCUUAGCCAUAUUAUAAAACAAAAAAUUAAAGCAUAGAUUUUACAAAUAUUAAUACUUUUUAAUAACUUACUUUGGCAUAUUAAUUAGUAUUCUUAUAGAAUUUAUUCUAAUGCCUGAAAAAUCAGUAGAAUUAUAAGCAGCAGAAGGUAUUUUGUUAAUUUGUUUCUUUUGUUCACUUUCUAUUAUUAAAAUUAAAUAUAAGGUGUAUUUUAAUCUCUGCCUCUUUAUUGCAUAAUUAUUGAUUGUUUUGAUUCAUUAUAAAGACUUUGCAAUUGCUUAUUAUACUAUUUUUUAAAGUUGUAUGACAUUUAUUGUUUAAUAUCAUUUAUUUUUUUAAGAUUUAGGUACAUUCAAUAAUAAAAGAUCAUUAGAAUUAAAAAAAUUAUAAACUUAAAAUCUAGUUAAGUAUUUAUUACCUACACAUAUAUUAAAAUAAUUCUUAUCCAAUAGUAAUUAAAGAAUGGUUCUUGUAGAUUAAUUUGAAGAGGCUACUUUAUUAUUUGCAGAUAUAGCUGGUUUUACUGAAUAUUCAAGUAGAGUAGAACCAGAAUAGGUAGUGAAUAUGUUGAGGAAUUUGUUUACUGAAUUUGACAAAAUAUGUUUAACUCAAAAUGCUUAUAAAUUAUAUACAAUAGGAGAUUGUUAUGUUGCAUUUGGUAUUGUGGAUGUUACAUAAAGAAAUCCAGCUUAAGAAGCAAAAAAUGUUAUUGAAUUAGGAUUUAAAAUGAUUGAAAUAAUUAGAUAAGUGAGAUCAAUAAUUGGUUUUGAUGGAUUAGACAUGAGGAUUGGAAUACAUACAGUAAUUAUUUUAUUAUAUAUUUUAGGGUAAAGUAAUAGGAGGAAUCUUAGGAACAGAAAUUGUAAGAUAUGAUGUCUAUGGAGCUGAUGUUAUGAUUUCUAAUAAAAUGGAAUCUAAUGGAGAAAGAGGAAAAGUCUAAGUAUCUGAAGAAACUAAGUAAUUACUAGAGCAAUCAUAUCCAGAUCAAUUUUUAUUUACAUUCAAUAAAGAAGUAGAAUUCAAAUCAAUUAGUCGAAAAACUAAAGGAUAUUUUAUAGACCCAGUCAAAAAUGAUAGCAAUGAAGAUUUUGAUGAUAUGAAUCACUUUUAAUUUGUUAAAGAUUUAGAACACUAUGAAAAUAAUGGAUAAAAAUGA